AUGAAUAUUGUAAACAGAGUUGGUAGUGGCCAAUUGUAUACUCGUAAACUGUGUGCACUAGCUUCGCUUGAUGUCGCUAAUGCAUUCAACUCGGCACCGUGGGAGAAGAUUGAUGCUGCUCGCAUACACAAAAGGUUUCCAGCCUAUCUCAUAAAAAUGAUCAGGUCGUGUAUUUUGAGUAUUAUAACGGAGAGUGGACGGCGUUUGGUGACUACUGGUGUACCUCAGGGCUUGGUCAUUGGACCAAUACUGUGGAAUAUUUUUUAUGAUGGUUUGAUGCGGCUGGAACUUCCGGAAGGUGUACAAAUCGUGUGCUUUGCAGAUGAUCCGGCGGUGGUUGCCACAGGGCAUACUACCUGGUUGUUGGAGAAAGCCAUGAAUGACUCCUUACAGCUGGUCUCUACCUGGAUGGAAGAACAGGGAUUGUUGCUAUCAAGCAGCAAGUCUCUUGCAAUAAUGCUUACAACGAAGCGAGGCUAUGAUAAGCCAACGUUCAAAAUUGGUGACACGGUUAUAGAACUUUCUGAUGAUGUGAGAUACCUCGGGAUGCAGCUCAGCUCUGUGCUGGGCUACAGGAAGCAUAUAGAGGUUGCAAGUGACAAGGGCACGAGAACAGCUGCGGCACUUUCUCGCUUAAUGCCCAACGUUGGAGGACCCUCUGCCGCAAAGAGGAAAUUGCUUACGACGGUUGUUCAUUCACAACUACUGUAUGCGGCACCGAUCUGGUGUGGCGCACUUCAGCACGAGGUCAAUCGCAACCAACUAUCUUCCCCAAAGAGAAAGAUAUCGUUGAGAGUUGCGAGUGCCUACUGUACGGUGUCGUACGCGGCUAUAAUGGUGGUAGCAGGCAUAAUACCCAUCCAUUUACUCGCAGCUGAAAGAUCAGAGAUCGAGCAUGCAAGGAGAGAUGGCAGAGAUCUAGCUGAGGCUAAAAGGGAAGCGAGAGAUAGAGCAAUGAAUAAUUGGCAGGCCGAAUGGGACCGGAAUGAUACUGGGAGUUGGACACGCAGGCUAAUACCUCGAAUCGAUGUGUGGAAGAACAGGAGAUGGGGUCAACUUAGCUACCACGUCACUCAGUAUUUGACGGGGCAUGGAUGCUUCAACAAGUAUCUACUGCGAUUCAAGAAGAGGGAGAACGCGGUGUGUAUGUACUGCGAUCACCCGAAUGAUGACGUCGAACAUACAUUUAUCGGAUGUGACAGAUGGUGGCAGGAAAGACGUAUCCUGGAAGUGGAAUUGGGAAGCGAACUGACCCCGGAAAUUAUGGUGGAGUGCAUGCUACAGUCGAAGAAAAAUGGGAUCGAGUCGUCAAGUUCAUUACAGCUGUCAUGA
Messenger RNA from Macrosiphum euphorbiae (potato aphid), 1332 nucleotides. The record is from the annotation of a GenBank genome assembly. Lineage: Eukaryota; Metazoa; Arthropoda; Insecta; Hemiptera; Aphididae.